Parastagonospora nodorum SN15 is the source of this 1110-nucleotide messenger RNA. RefSeq lists its product as hypothetical. Bases 1 to 1110 code for a protein of 369 amino acids. The transcript has 4 exons. The record is from RefSeq and is a predicted model, not a curated record. NCBI's taxonomy places the organism in Eukaryota, Fungi, Ascomycota, Dothideomycetes, Pleosporales, Phaeosphaeriaceae. Gene Ontology annotation, molecular function: iron ion binding; oxidoreductase activity, acting on paired donors, with incorporation or reduction of molecular oxygen; monooxygenase activity.
AUGUACAUCUUCAUUAUUUACAUACUCUUUGUUGCGAUAGCAGCAAGUCAAGUUUUCAAGAGGAUCAAGGCGUUCAGGUCUCCAUUGAGAGAAGUCCCAGGACCAUGGUAUGCUCCUCUCACGACACUACAUUUGCAGUACCUCUUCUCGACUGGCAAUAUCUGGAAAUAUGUUGAGAAGGGCCACAAAUGCUAUGGGCCUAUCAUGCGCGUUGGACCUCGCCAAGUGUGGAUCUCAGACAAGGACGCCAUGAAGCAGAUUCUGGUCAAACAGGAUUUGCCAAAGGUCGCUAUGUAUGCGGAGAUUUCGAGGGACAGGGCGAGCCCAGGGCUGUUUGGUGAGAUACGCCUCAAGCGCUUUUUGUCGCCUGCAUUCACUGUAGCGUACGUCGAUAACUUGGAGGUGCACUUCCAGAAAAUUGUACGUGAUCUGCUCAACAAGUACCAAAGCAAGGUCUUCUUUGCAGAACUAACGUUUUACAAGACUGUGUAUAUCAAGAAACUCAUCAGGUUUUUCGUAAUGGACAUCAAGUUCGAUUGGCCUGCAGAAAUGAUCGCAGCCAUCGAAGCCGUCAUAUACAGGCGACAACAGACCUCGGGCACCGAGCGUCAAGAUCUGCUCCAACACUUGCUGGAGCAAGGCAAGCGACCAGAUACUGGAGUUACCAUGAAUACCCGCGACAUCACCGACCAAAUGGCUGAAAUUCUACUCGCCGGAUCCGAAACAACCUCCGGAACGCUAGCCUGCUUGUUCCUCGAACUUGCCCGGAACCCAGUCGUGUAUAACAAGCUUCUAGAAUCCCUGCCCAGCGCCUCACUCGCCGAUGACAUCGUCUCCAGCAAAACGGUCCGCACCGAGUCGCAAUAUGAGUACCUGGAGGCAUGCAUCAAGGAAAACCUGCGCUUGCAUCCGAUUGCGUCUGAGAUGGGGCGCCGGACUGGAACUGAGUGGGUCAAUUUGAUGGGCUACGAUCUCCCUCCGCAUACCGUGGUGUCCGCUUCGUAUCGUGCUUUGCACCUCAACGAGGAGUACUGGCCCCAAGCGCAGCGGUUCUGGCCCGAAAGGUUCUUGGCGAAGGACAAGAGAGGUGACGCGCCUGCUGCCGAGUAA